Molecule: messenger RNA, 2315 nt
Organism: Candidula unifasciata
Lineage: Eukaryota; Metazoa; Mollusca; Gastropoda; Stylommatophora; Geomitridae
Source: the annotation of a GenBank genome assembly
GUAAGAGUUUUACCUUGACCAUAGCUGUCUUCACAAACCCGCCACAGAUUGCCCUCUGCCAGAAAGCUAUCAAGGUCACAGUUGACGGUCCACGAGAGCCACGUUGCAAAACCAAACUUGGCGCGGAUGACCAUGGCAUUCUAGAGCACCAUAGACCGAGUCCUCUUGAUGUUAGCCUGGAAUAUGCACCUCUGCCAGAUCCCUUAAGAGAACGUCAGCUAUCCCAUCUGGGAGAGCUCGACCGUUUGAGGCAGCAUACCGUCUCCUCCACCAGUGGAGAGUAUCGAAGGCAGCUGUCAGAGCUAAAUCAGCAUUUUGUGGAGAGUGGUCAACAGCACUUGCAACAGGACAACAGUCGGCAGCUGGUUUCCAAGACAACUGUUGAUAGAAUGGGGUCUUUGAUGCUUGUAGGAAACAGACGACAAUCUCCACCACUAGGUAAAUACCACCUUUUAUUUUAUUUGUGGCGUUUGCCGGUUGCAAACUCAAGCCCAAAUUCCUGGUUGAUCUUCCACUUCUCGACUUUGGUCUUGUUCCAUGACUUGAACGUUUCGUACACAUCCGUUUUACGGGUUAUUUUUGCCCUGACGGUUGGUGCAUCCAGAAAUCUUCACGAGCGUGACAGAAGGACUGCCAUUCCGUUGACACUUUCUUGUAACCAACAGCGUCUUCUGUUACGACAAGCAGGGGUACACUACGAUCAUCAUCCACUCGACAGUCCUCAGAAUAAGAGACAUGCAUCAUCUGUCUUGUUAGAUCAUUCAAGAUCUUCCAUACUGAUGUCCGGUUUAGAUAGACAAGCUCUGGCUACAUCUGGUACAGAACCACAGAAUAUCAUUCAUGAUUCUGCGAGACCCGUGACACCAGAUCCGCGGAACAUACCGCUAUACAACUCUAGAUUCUUCAACGAGGAAUUACACGCUUCUCAGAACGGACGGCUAUCGUUCCCUUUCAGUUCUAGAUUAGAACCCAGUGGACACUACGCUGAUACUCAGAAACCACCCUCAGUGCCUGCAGUACACAUGAGUUUAGAUACUUUGAAGUCAAGGCUGCCUCUCUUGCCUCAUUAUUCUUUCAGCGCUGACGCUGCACUACGAGUUCCCAGUCUGCAAGAGACAAUUCUAGCUGGCAGCAACGGUUUGGGGAUGCCAUCUUAUUCUGUUCUACAGCCAACAAGUACCGACUGUCUUACUAUAUUAGAUGAAAGUCAUUAUAUAGCCAGGCCUUAUCUUGCAGACAGUAGAUUACUGCGAGGUAAUGAGCGCGACAAUUCCGUUGAAGUUUGCCCAUAUCCUCUCCCAUUGCAAGUACCUGAAGUCACGUCCAGAGAAACUGACAGAUACAUCAGGAACAGCUCAGAGAAUCAAGGAAGCGAUAGACAUUCGGCUCUGUUGAGGUUACACCUGCCUUGUCAUCAUAGAGAACGGGAGACAAGCUCUGAAGAUAUCGCAAUAAACUUGUCCAAGUCUGCAGGUACUGAGGCUAACAGGAAAGAAAAAGAAAGGGAUGCCAAGAGCUUUCAGCAGGUGAACAUCGAUAUCCGCCAGAACACCGCACAACUGUCUGCUCGUGAGAACAUAACCCUGCAUCCUGAAGAGAUGGAAGAACGAAUGUUCUUACAUCCCAGAUCCCCUUCUCCUGACCACAUCUCGUGUCCAGCCCUGCCUUCUGCCACGUAUCUUAAAUCAGUAGCAACACCAGGUGCCGUACCUAUCCCCGCUGCCUCACUGAAUCUCUCACCAACAAAUCCACCAAGUUCAUUUCUAUAUCCUACAAUGUUUGCACACAACUCUUCGAAUGUUUUAAUCCCAGCCAGAGAUAAAGCAUACGAGAUUCUUUCAGAAGCUAAUUCAUACGAAGACAAAUGUUAUACCAUCUGUAAUCCGUCAAGAGCAUCUGCAGAUGACAAAUACUUCAAGAGAAGACUGUCUGUCUCUCGAAGUCUGGAAGAAAAGUCUUAUCUGGCUCUGAAGCCCGUGCGACAAGCUAGCGAUGAAGUGUGUGACAGGCAACGAUUUGGCGACAGGCUACAUAGUCAAUACCAGCACCUGAAGAACGCAGAAACUACUAACAGUCGACGUCUGGAAAAACAUCUUCCGAUAUCUUUGCCGAGUUGGCAUGUUUUUGACCGUAAGAUAGUUGACCUAGACAUGGCCGAUAUGUCUCUGCGAUCAGAUGUCAUUCAUUAUCCAAUUGCAGCAUCUGUGUCGUCUGCAUCGUCGCAUGGAUGCAGAUCUGAUUCUUCAAGAUCACCGUUGAGCAGGAGAAGCAGCGAAGAGCACUAUGAAAACAUCAGUGUUUGGAGACCAUACUGA